GCUAAAAUUUUCCCUCCGAGUCUCUGACCCUAUCAUUUUAGGCGCUAAGGUGAGCGCGGCUCGGCUCAGCUUGGCACCCUUCUUCUUCGUCGUCGUCGUCACUGCGUCAGUCCCUCCCGUCCCUCUUGUAUUGCCUAAAAGGAAGCAACUGUGAGAAUCAUUCAACCAAUUGCAGGGGCAAUUUUUAGGCGUGACUCGAAAGUUGCCCACCAAAUGUUCGACGAAAUGCGCAACUAACGCAGUUAUCGUACGACAUUGCAAGGGGAAGUGUCCGCAGCGACGGCAAGAUGAUGGCGUUGUCGAGCAGCUGUCUACCUCACUUCAAGCAACAUCCGAGUGUUGUAGCGACGAAUUUUAGCUGCAGCCUUCGCUAUCCUAUCGCAAUAAAUUGCAAUUCUAAUGGAAGGAUUUGCAAUCCUGUUCGUCUCAAAAUUGAUUGUUUGAAAAUUAAGGGAGAGUUCGAAGGUACGUGGGAAGAGCCGGACGAUGGAAGCGAUGAUAGCGAGUUCGAGUCUGAUGAAGAUGAGAGUAUGGAAGACAACGACUUGGACUAUGAAAGUGAUUGGGAAGGUAAUGAAAGUGCGAAAACCGUUCGUGAUGGUAAUGAAUUGGCUGCAAGAGAGUACGAGGACGAUCUUGUUAGAGAUGUUGAGCAGAUGCUGUCACCGGAAGAAUUAGCCAUUUUGAAGCAAAAUGAAGCUCCUAAUCUGGAGAAAUUAUCUACUGGAAAAUGGAAGCUGCUUCACACAUAUGCUUUAUCAGGACAAAUAAAAUUCAUGGACGGGAUACUUGAGAGAGGCCAUGAUAUCGAUUUAGUUGACAAGGAUGGCUUGACUCCCCUGCAUUUAGCGGUUAUCGGUAAAAGAGAGGCAGUCAUUAGUCAUCUCUUGAGGAAAGGAGCAAAUCCAAAAGCAAAAGAUCAGGAUGGCGCUACGCCUCUGCAUUACGCCGCGCAAGUAGGUGCUUUGCAAACAGUCAAAUUGUUGAUAAAAUACAAAGCUAACGUCAAUGCUGCUGAUAAUGAAGGAUGGACACCAUUGCACGUGGCUAUGCAGACAAGAAACCGGGAUAUAGUUAAAGUUUUGCUCGUCAAUGGCGCUGACAGGAUACUAAGAAACCAGGCUGGGAAUACAGCGCUCGAUUUAGCCAUGUGUUACGGAAAAGAGUUUAGAUCGUACGAACUUGCUAAGUUAGUGAAGCAAGUUCCGGCAAGAGACUUUUAAGCUUGAUGCACACGAUACUUACAACUGUCUUAGCCGGACGAGUUUAAAGAUGAAGCAAGAAUCGCGCCAAUCGGAUUUUCUCCGGAGAGUAAGCUGCAACUUAUGCACAACUUAUGUGUGUACUUGUUCUGUUUCUCAAAUUUGUGCUCAACUUAUAAGGUUUUGGUUGAUACUUUUGCCUUUUACAGUAAAAAAAAAAAAAAAAAAAUUAUUGAUAAAUUUUUAGAAAUGAAAAAUAUUUUUAAGAGAAUAAAAAAUGGAAAGCAUGUACAAUUUUAGAAGGCAGGGAAUUACAACUUAUUGUUUCAUUUGGUUGCUAGAAAUGUUAGUUAUUUUAUUUUCAUUGAUUUUUGGUCGUUCCUUUUUUUACAUAACUUU
Andrographis paniculata is the source of this 1601-nucleotide messenger RNA. RefSeq names its product ankyrin repeat domain-containing protein EMB506, chloroplastic. Gene Ontology annotation, molecular function: protein binding; chloroplast targeting sequence receptor activity. Gene Ontology annotation, biological process: protein targeting to chloroplast. The record is from RefSeq and is a predicted model, not a curated record. The coding region runs from base 288 to 1223 and encodes 311 amino acids. The transcript is spliced from 7 exons. Lineage: Eukaryota; Viridiplantae; Streptophyta; Magnoliopsida; Lamiales; Acanthaceae. Gene Ontology annotation, cellular component: chloroplast outer membrane.